Messenger RNA from Pedinophyceae sp. YPF-701, 876 nucleotides. The record is from the annotation of a GenBank genome assembly. NCBI's taxonomy places the organism in Eukaryota, Viridiplantae, Chlorophyta, Pedinophyceae.
AUGGCGGAGACGGACCUGGCGCUGUUCCCCGUGAAGACGGCUCUGUUUCUCGGGGGCUAUGAGAGCGUGAUUACGGAGGCCGAGGACGUGGAGGAGCUCACUGAGCAGCAGCGGGAAGAGCGGGACCUGUUCGUGCUCAGAGCCAAGGUCGGGCUGGGCCAGUACGACGAGGUCGCGGCCAGCGUGGACGACGACUCGCCGCUGGCGUAUUCGGCCGUCAAGAAGCUCGCGGAGUUCCUGUCGAGCAGCAGUGCGCGCCAAGGCAUCCUCUCGCAACUCAAGGAGUGGAGCACCGACCCCGCGUGCCAAGCGAACAGCGCCGCGAUGGCCAUCGCGGGGCAAGUGUUCCUCGCCGGCAACGAGCCAGCGGACGCGCUCCGGUGCUGCCACGCCGGCCAGGACCUGGAGCAGAUGGCGGUGUGCGUGCAGGCGCUGCUGGCGAUGAACCGCGUGGACGAGGCGGAGAAGAAGCUGAAGGCGAUGCAGGCCGCCGACGAGACCGCGACGCUCUCGCAGCUGUGCACCGCGUGGGUGGGCCUCGCGCUGGGCGGGCGCGGGGUGCAGGAGGCGGCGUACAUCCUGCAGGAGCUCGGAGACCGCUUCCACUGGACGCCUGCGCUGCACAGUGGUCUGGCUGUGGCGAAGCUGCGCAUGGGGCAGGUGGCGGAGGCGCUGAGCUGUGCGCAGGAGGCGCUUGCGCUCGACCCGAACCACGCGGACUCGCUGGCGACGAUGAUUGCGUGCCAGCUGCACAUGGGCCAGCCCGCCGACGACGCGUUGGCGCAGCUGCGGGAGGUGGCGCCGGAGCACUCGUUCGUGGACCGCAUGAACCGCGCGUCGGAGGCGUUCAGCGAGGCCGCGUCGCCGUACUCGUGA